Messenger RNA from Theobroma cacao (cacao), 1010 nucleotides. RefSeq names its product tetraspanin15 (gene TET15). NCBI's taxonomy places the organism in Eukaryota, Viridiplantae, Streptophyta, Magnoliopsida, Malvales, Malvaceae. The record is from RefSeq and is a predicted model, not a curated record. Gene Ontology annotation, biological process: auxin-activated signaling pathway. Gene Ontology annotation, cellular component: membrane.
UAUUCCUUUCAAGUCUUGUUCUUCGUUGAUAUAAUGGCGGAUAAUGCCAAUGUAGCAGAUGCUGUAGCAGUGACAGUGAUUGAAGAGAACAAACCUAAACAAGCUCAGGACGUGAAGAAACAUAUUAUACCGGAGAAAUUUUUUCAAAUGGAACAAGUUUCAGGUAUGUUAUCGGUGGUCUCUUUUGUUCUUUCUCUUCCAAUCCUUGCCUCCGUCACCUGGCUGCUAUACAUGAAAAGCUAUGACUGCGAAUGGCUCUUCAAGUUGCCUAGUUUGCAGAUUGGAAUUAGCAUUGGUUUGAUCUUUGUCUUCUUGAUUUGCAAUGCUGCUCUCUUCUUGAGAACUCGGUUAAGCCCCAUGGUGGGAAUCCUUGUGGUUAUGGUGCCAUUGUUAGUGAUGCUUAUAGUCGGCAUUGCACUUCUGGGUGCAAAUAACAUGGAAGGCAGAAGGAUUCCUGCUACGCCAUCGUGGUUCCAGAUGAAAAUCCGUGACAACAGUCUUUGGAGCAACAUCAAACAAUGCAUUUACGACACUGGCGUUUGCGAAGAUUUGGCCACGACAUCAGUGGACCUCAAAUCAUAUGAUUUCAGUAUGAAGAAGUUAUCAUCGAUAGAGUCCGGAUGUUGCAAACCACCCACAGUCUGCCAAAUGCAGUACGUGAAUGCCACCUUUUGGAAAAAGGAUGAUAGACUGGUAACGCAAUCUUUUUCAUAUAACAAUGAAGACUGCGAUUCAUGGAGAAACGACAGCGACAUCUUAUGCUACGACUGCAAGAGCUGCAGAGAAGGUUAUAUCAGCACAUUGAAAAGCAAAUGGUUGAAACUUGGGGAGUUUCUAGUAUGCAUGGCUGUGCUACUUAGCACUUCUCAUUUGUUGCUAUUCCUGGUAACAAUGUGGGAGCUCUAUGUAUCUUAGAGCAAAGCUCAAAGGCUGAUGAUGCAUUUUCUUUUUUUUAUGUAAUCUUUUUCUCUCUUUGAUGGUUCGGAUUUUAUUUGGACAAAUUUGUUUUA